UUUGUCUAAUCUUCUUUGCUUCUUUGCUUCCAUGUCUGCAACAAUGGCUGCCUCAAGAAUAUUGUUUUUGUCUUCUCUAUUGUUAAGCUUUUUCAUGGCUUCCUAUGGUGCUGGUAAUUUGCAACAAAACUUUGACAUCACUUGGGGUGAUGGACGAGCUCAAAUACUGAAUAAUGGAGAGCUUCUCACCUUGUCACUCGACAAGAUUUCCGGUUCGGGUUUUCAGUCUAAGAAUCAAUAUCUAUUCGGGAAGAUCGAUAUGCAGCUCAAGCUGGUUCCUGGUAAUUCGGCUGGAACUGUGACUGCUUACUAUCUUUCAUCUCUUGGGUCAACACAUGAUGAGAUCGAUUUUGAAUUUCUGGGUAACCUUAGUGGUGAUCCUUAUAUUCUUCACACUAAUGUUUUCACACAAGGGAAGGGCAAUAGAGAGCAACAAUUCUAUCUCUGGUUUGACCCUACUAAGGACUUCCACACCUAUUCUGUACUAUGGAAUCCACAGCACAUACUUUUCUCAGUCGAUGGCACUCCCAUUAGGGAGUUCAAGAACUUAGAAUCUCGUGGCAUCCCAUUCCCAAAAAACCAGCCAAUGUGGAUUUACUCUAGUCUAUGGAACGCUGAUGAUUGGGCAACAAGGGGUGGCCUUGUCAAGACAGAUUGGAGCAAGGCCCCAUUCAUAGCUUCAUAUAGGAACUUCAAUUCCCAAGCCUGCAUAUGGACUUCAGGCUCUUCUUCCUGUUCAUCCAACUCCAACAACAACAGUACUUCUUGGUUAAAGGAAGGCCUGGAUUCAACAGGCCAGGCAAAAAUUAAGUGGGUGCAAUCAAAUUAUAUGAUCUACAAUUACUGUACUGAUACUAAGCGCUUCCCUCAAGGUCUCCCUCUUGAAUGCACACUCACUACAUAGCUUAUUAGAAGUUUUUCUCUUUCAACCAAGUGAGAUAUGUGAGAACAAGGAAUAUAUUAUGUAUAUGUGUCUACUUUAGUGUCCUUUUUAUAUUUUUUUUAUGGUUCUUGGUGUCUUCUUGGUUAGUUCUUUAGAUAAUGGUCCUUGGAAAUGAAAAUAUGGGUGGCAAUUCGAAGGA
Macadamia integrifolia is the source of this 1082-nucleotide messenger RNA. RefSeq names its product probable xyloglucan endotransglucosylase/hydrolase protein 23. Lineage: Eukaryota; Viridiplantae; Streptophyta; Magnoliopsida; Proteales; Proteaceae. The transcript is spliced from 3 exons. Gene Ontology annotation, biological process: cell wall biogenesis; xyloglucan metabolic process. The record is from RefSeq and is a predicted model, not a curated record. Gene Ontology annotation, cellular component: cell wall; apoplast. Bases 32 to 904 code for a protein of 290 amino acids. Gene Ontology annotation, molecular function: xyloglucan:xyloglucosyl transferase activity; hydrolase activity, hydrolyzing O-glycosyl compounds.